Messenger RNA from Toxorhynchites rutilus septentrionalis, 4110 nucleotides. RefSeq lists its product as uncharacterized. The record is from RefSeq and is a predicted model, not a curated record. Lineage: Eukaryota; Metazoa; Arthropoda; Insecta; Diptera; Culicidae. The transcript has 3 exons. The coding region runs from base 143 to 4003 and encodes 1286 amino acids. Gene Ontology annotation, cellular component: nucleus. Gene Ontology annotation, molecular function: sequence-specific DNA binding; DNA-binding transcription factor activity, RNA polymerase II-specific. Gene Ontology annotation, biological process: regulation of transcription by RNA polymerase II.
AAUAAAAUGUCAACGAUAUCGCUUACACAGAAUGUAAACAUUACAAUUCGAGAGUGCAACAAAAGUGAAACUAAUGUUAAACAGAAAAAUCGUGUGAAAAAUAAAUAUUAAUACGUGAGAAAUGUUUUAAAACGCGCAUACAAUGGAUAUUUUCCAAAACCAAUGUACGGAGAGCCUCGGUUUCGAUUCGAUGCUGGCCGCGAAUCCAAUCAACUCACCUCUGCAAAGCACAGAUUCACCGACUCAUCUAAACUUCAGCAACGCUUCGUAUUUCACAUCGAUUCCAUCGCAGCCAUCGAACGCAGCUGUCCCAAGUACAAAUGGACCCUCGCUCCCACCAAUUUGCCACCUCACGAGCAAUAACUAUUCGUCCUCUUCUGGCCCGAACGAUGUUGUCCUACCGAGCAUCUUCGUCAAAGUCCCGAUGCAAAUCAACCAGCAGUACCAGCAGCAGAAUCAACAAUCUCGAAGCAGCAAUCCGGCCGAGAUUAAGUGCGAGGAUAAAUCGGAGCCCAUCAAACGGGAGCUGGGCGAUCUACGGGCGCUGGAAAAGGGAACCGCAAUGGUCCAACUACCGAGCAUAGCGGAGAGCUACCUGGCAGAGGAUCGCCAAGAGCAACGGGAUGAUGAAUUAGUGGUGCAUUGUUGUGAAUGCUGUCCGUUUAUUACGAUAGUGGAGCAAAGUUUGAGGGAUCAUGUGCGCACGAAGCAUCAGUCGGCGGGGGAGGGCGAAACGAGCGAACCGCUGCAUUGUCCAGCGUGUGCAAAUAAGUUCCGGCAGAGGAGCUCACUGGAGGUGCACUUAUUGGAUGAUCACAUGAUGGUGCGUUCCGAGAUGCGGGUGUUAAUGGAGCACAAGUUUCCCGCUCCGGAGCGAGAUGAAGCUACCACAAGCUGUAACACAGUUCCGCAGGAACAUGUUUUAGUCUCGGAAUCACCGCAGGCGGUUAUUCCAGAGCAGAACAAGAGUCGUAUUUAUAUAAAAAAUGUACAAUUGCUCAAGAAACCGGAUGUUAUCGAGAAGGAAAAUGUUCAGCAGGCGCAACAACAUCACGCGGAGCAACAACAGCAACAUCAACAACAACAACACCAGCAGCAGAAUGGCAAAAUAUUCAUCCGAAACGUGUCGCUGUUGCAGAACGCGAAUUUCGUUCAAAACGUGGACAAUGUGUUCCGUAAUGCAUCGGGGCUACAUGAAAGCAAGUAUAGCUUUGUGGUUCCUACUCCAAGUCCAAAUUGUGAAUCGCCUCCUAUCAGUGUGAGCGAGCCGCUUAGUGGCACUUCCCAGCGGAGUAAAAUAUUCAUACGCAACGUGGAUAUUCUGCGAAAUCCUUUGCUCCCCGUUACACCUCCCAUCACAUCGACAUGUGACAUGAGUCGAACUAGCAGUAGUGAAAGCCUCUACACUACUCCUCCGCCGCCGGUAGUUAGUCCUGCCGCUUCCGUAAUCAGCAUCGGCGGCUCGUCGAUGGGAAGUUCGGGAUUAAACAUGGUCUUACUUCCAACCCCAAUUUGUAGCAGCAAUUCUUCCACUCCGCCAAUUAGUGCAACCUCACCGGUGGUUACUGUUACUAGCUCGGAAUCCAUUCACUCUCAACCAGCACCGAGAAAAAGUAAAAUAUUUAUCAAGAAUAUCAGUGUUUUGAAGCAACCAACAAUCCACUUGAAGUCGGUUGACGAGCUGAAUCUGAUGACAAUCGAUCAGCUGCAGUUUCAAAAUCUACUGCCCACAUCUAGCACCACUCAGAACAUGGAAAACGGCGACAUGCCGGUAGAUGGUGAGCACCAAUCGAUGGAAGAGGAUUUUGGGAAUAUAUUAAAUGAUUCGGUUGCCGACUUGGAGGACUUCAAUGGGGUUGAUGCUCAGUAUGAGGAGCUGCAAGUUUGCGAUACCACCUGUGGGGGAGGCGUGUCCCAGCAGGAAGCAUAUCAAUCGCAGUUCGACAGCGAUUUUAUUAUUAUCGAGCCGGGCAGCACUGCGGAAAAUGUUGCUUACGAUGGAUCCGUCGAACCGUUGAGGAUUGCUGCACCACCCACAGACAUAAUCGACCACCACCAGCAACAACCGCAGGCAUUACCUGAACCUUCAGUUCCACCAGAUUCACAGCAAUAUCAUCAAACUGAUGAGGAUAUUUUGUUCGUCUGUGCCGAAGAGAUAAUCAAUCUUGAUCCACCGAUGCCACAGGAUAAGAAUGCGACCGAACAGACAAUUACUCAUACCAUCCCACCAGCAAUAUCCCAGGCACCAUCGGCCCAACCACAGCAGCAACAACCACCACCACGAAUAUAUGUAUCGGGGAACCUUAUGGAGCACCACUCUCCACCGGCUCCCAGUAAUCAUAUAUCUCCCCACCCAACCACAUCAAUCUCCACUCCGAUAGCGCCUCUUAACAAAGUUGAAGAAAUCAAAAUUGAUGAACCGUCGGGAUCGAAUAGUGAACAACCUCAAACGUCCACUUCCACCACGCAUAGUGCGGAAAAAGAUCGCACACGAAACAGAGGUCGUCCAAAGGGGGCGAAACAGACCGGAAUUACCAAACUAAAGAAACUCUACACCAACUUGACUCCCCUCGAAGAGGGCUAUAAAUGCGAUCUGGCCGACUGUGGAGCUCGCUUUAAGCAACCGGAAACUCUGAUGUAUCACAAAAAGUGUCACGUACCUCCAACCGAAUCCAUCUCACCGGACACCGUGCGAUGCCCGGAAUGUGGCUCGCAAGAAUUCCGAAGCUGGAAUACGCUGCACACUCAUUUGUGGCGAGAGCAUUCCGUCGACAUGGAGCUCUAUUCGUGUCAUUUGUGCAAUUUUAAAACACCCGUCCUGUGCAGACUGAACAACACCCACAUGAAGAUUCACUCCGACGAAAAGAACUUCAUCUGCGCAAUCUGCGAUAAAGCAUUCAAAAACAAUAAACAGCUCCGAAAUCACAGGCGCUCCCACCGAGACCACCCACGAGGCCAACAGACGACGUCGCAGGAUAAGCAGCAAUCGGAUGGGUCAAGCGAUCAUCCGAAGCAGCACUCGUCGCUGCCGGUGAAUUGCGUUAAAUGUGGCCUCAAAUUUUCGAACCAGAAAACACUGAAAGCUCACGUUGAGAGUCGCCACGUGAGCGAUGGUGGCGCUGUCGAAGGGCGAAUGAGAUGCUCUAUAUGUGGAAUGGUGUUCAAAACGAGAUACCUGCUGCAAUCACACGUGGCGAAGCAUUCCGACGAGAAGAAGUUCAAGUGUGAUCACUGUGAUUAUUCCACUAAUGAUCACAACGCUAUCCGGAGGCACAAAAUGAGACACAAUUCCAAUGGACAUAUGUACAGUUGUUCCUACUGCGACUAUACCAGCAUUCAAAGCACCACUUACAGGAAGCAUUUGGAGCGGUUGCAUGCAGAUGUUGCAUCCAAUCUGCUGUACAAGUGCUCUAAAUGUACGUUCGUUUCGAUCAGCGGGUUGAAGUAUCAGCUACAUCGCGCGAAGCAUGUAUCAAGCGAGGACAACCCGACUGGCGAGAGCGAAUGCCACCAAGCUACUGUGGAGCCCCUGGCGCCAUCUGAACCACAACCCGCCGAUGAGGAACAGGAGCGUCUGUGCGAAAGCGUAAAUUCCGACGUGGUCAUCGUGGAUAAAGAUCCGGCGGAACCUCCGCUGGAUGCAUUUUCUCUCAUACCACCGUCGAUCACUGACCACCACCAUCAGUUCCCACUGCAGCCUAUGAUUCGACCGGCAGGAUUCGCUAACAAUCUCUCGAAGGUGGAUAAUUUCUACGGUUAUCCGUCAAGUACAUCGCUCGACAACGCUAGUCUUCACUAUCAGCAACAGCCCGGGGGCCAGGUUUCGUCCCAAAACGAAAAUCAAUUAAUGCCACAACAAAAUGGCGAAGCGUCAGUUCCCGUUGCGAAUUCAUCCGGAACGAGUGGUUCCCAUCAGCACGAGUAUUACAGCAACUCAGUUUUGCACAGCAUGGGCACUAUGGCACCUGUAGUGGGAUGCAGUGAAAGUACUCACGGCAACUAGGAUCUUGGAGAUGUGGUUCCGGAUGGUUAGGAUAGAUAAUAUAUUUGCGUCCAUGUGAUAUUAGUUAUAGCUCUUAGUUUCUAUAAGCAAAUAAUGAUUUACAAACG